GAUGUGCUGGCGUUGACACUAUAUCUCUUGUUGCUCGAAUAUUGCAUAGAUCUAAAGCUCAUCUUCAAUCGAUGCUUCUACAAAAUAAUGCAGCUAUAGUUGAAGAUUUCUAUGCGCAUUUGGUGGAUGCUGUACCAGAUCUCACAGAGCAUAUUCAUAGGACAACUGCUAGAUUACUUCUUCAUAUUAACGGGUAUGUUGAUAGGAUUGCUAAUGCUAAAUGGGAAGUAAAAGAGCUUGGACUGGAGCACAACGGGUAUGUUGAUUUGUUGUUGGGAGAAUUUAAGCAUUAUAGAACGAGGCUUGCUCAUGGAGGAAUUCAUAAGGAGGUUCAAGACCUCCUCCUAGAAUAUGGACUUGAGAAUGUUGCUGAGACUCUCAUUGAAGGACUAUCGCGGGUGAAAAAGUGUACUGAUGAAGGACGGGCUCUUAUGUCAUUAGAUCUUCAGGUUUUAAUCAAUGGCCUUCAACACUUUGUCUCUGCAAAUGUGAAGCCGAAGUUGCAAAUAGUUGAAAUUUUCAUCAAGGCAUACUAUCUUCCAGAAACUGAAUAUGUUCACUGGGCACGGGCUCAUCCGGAAUACAGUAAAAAUCAAAUAGUGGGGCUGAUCAACCUCGUAGCCACAGUGAGAGGUUGGAAGAGAAAAACCAGGUUGGAAGUACUAGAAAAGAUCGAGUGAACCGGAAUUUAGCUUCCAUCAACACCAUAUAAAGUCCCAAGUAGAUAAGAUCUGGCGUUUUCCUAAUUAUUUGGUGAUAGAAUCUUGCAUUUUGGUAAUUAAUUUGUUCUUUUUUGUGUGAGUUAUGUAUAUUUGGAUAGUGUCUCUCAUCUCCCUUAUUAUUAUGUAGAGUGAACAUUUCGAGGUUGUAAAUCUUGUGACAUCUCAAUUUGUAAUAUAUGAUCUUCCCUUCAAGGGAACCCCAAAAUGUAAUUUUGGAUCACAUUAUACGUGAAAUAAUGAGGUUACAUUAAAAGAGUAAAAUUUCAAUU
Molecule: messenger RNA, 991 nt
Organism: Vitis riparia (riverbank grape)
Lineage: Eukaryota; Viridiplantae; Streptophyta; Magnoliopsida; Vitales; Vitaceae
Product: syndetin-like
Exons: 8
Coding region: 72-680 (202 amino acids)
Biological process (GO): endocytic recycling; retrograde transport, endosome to Golgi
Cellular component (GO): EARP complex
Molecular function (GO): SNARE binding
Source: RefSeq, a predicted model, not a curated record